Momordica charantia (bitter melon) is the source of this 2185-nucleotide messenger RNA. Its product is annotated as O-fucosyltransferase family protein. Gene Ontology annotation, cellular component: cytoplasm. The record is from RefSeq and is a predicted model, not a curated record. NCBI's taxonomy places the organism in Eukaryota, Viridiplantae, Streptophyta, Magnoliopsida, Cucurbitales, Cucurbitaceae.
CAUUUCAAAGCAUCAGAAUUUCCACAGCUCCUCUCUCACCCAUUCCAAAAGCAACGGCUCCGACUUGAUUUAUGGCUUUUUAUCUCUCCUUCUCCUAUUUAUACUCUUCCUCCGCCAUUUCCACUCGCCGGAGCUUUCUCCGGCCACUCUGAAACCCACAACUUCUUUCACACUAUGAAACUUCUGCUGAAUUUGGCUUCAUUCCACAAUCUUGGAGAGUUUUGAGCGAGGAAAUGCAGUCGAUUGUGUUAAUUAGCUUCUGGGUUCCUCCCCAUUUUCGGGAUGAAGUCGAUUUUUCAGUGAAGUUUCUGCGGUUAAAAUAGCGAUUGUCUUCUUCUUUUUCGAGUUUUCAAUUCUGUAAUUUCAAGCCAUUUGAGAAGGGGAGAUAAAUUUUGGGGGUUUUCGAUACACAAUGUGCAAAAUGAAGGAAUCUGACCAAAGGAGCAAUUACGGUCAUGAUUGGGAAUUAGGGUUCAGAUUUGGCGAUGAAGAGAAGGUUGAAAAAUUGAAGAACUCGAUUCCAGUUUCGAGGUCGAGAGUGAAGCUGUGGAUGACGAGGGCCAUUACAACAAUUCUUCUGUGGACUUGUUUUGUUCAGCUCAUGGCUUUGGGGGAGCUAUGGCGGCCAGAGCUCUUCAAACCCUGUUCUCCCAUGGCUCUUCAAUCUUCUUCUUUUUCUUCUUCUUCUCCUCCUCCCUACAAAGUUUUUCUCCCACCAAAAAGGGUUUACAAGAACAAUGGCUACCUUAUGGUCUCUUGUAAUGGAGGACUCAACCAAAUGAGAGCAGCGAUCUGUGAUAUGGUAGCCAUUGCCAGACACUUGAAUCUUACUCUCAUUGUUCCGAAUUUGGAUAAAACAUCCUUUUGGGCUGAUCCCAGCGAUUUUGAAGACAUUUUCGAUGUUGAUCAUUUCAUAUUGUCGUUGAGAGAUGAGGUUCGGAUAUUGAGAAAACUUCCCCCGAGGCUUGAACGAAGAUUUGAGUCGAGAGUGGUCUACUCAUUGUCGCCUGUUAGUUGGUCGAAUGUAUCAUAUUACCUUAAUCAGAUUCUUCCAUUGGUCCAAAAGUAUAAAGUUGUACAUUUUAAUAAAACCGAUGCUCGACUUGCCAAUAAUGGACUCCCGCUGGAGGUUCAGAAGUUGCGAUGCCGGGUAAAUUUUAAUGCCCUGAGAUUUACUUCCUCAAUUGAGGAGCUGGGAAGAAAGGUUGUUCAAAUGCUGAGAGAUAAAGGUCCCUUCUUGGUUCUUCAUCUUAGAUAUGAAAUGGAUAUGCUAGCCUUCUCUGGUUGCACCCAUGGUUGCAAUAACGACGAAGUCGACGAACUCACUAGAAUGAGAUAUGCUUAUCCAUGGUGGAAGGAGAAAGUUAUUGAUUCUGAACUGAAAAGGAAGGAAGGUUUCUGCCCAUUGACUCCCGAGGAAACUUCGCUAGUUCUAAGCGCUCUUGGGAUUGAUCGUAAAGUUCAAAUAUACAUUGCUUCCGGAGAAAUAUAUGGGGGAGAAAGAAGGAUGGAAAGUUUGGCAGCUGCUUUCCCUAAUCUGGUCAGAAAAGAGACGCUUCUGAAACCGUCUGACUUGCGGUUCUUCCAGAAUCAUUCGUCGCAGAUGGCUGCACUGGAUUAUCUCGUCUCAUUAGAGAGUGACAUUUUCGUUCCUACCUAUGACGGGAACAUGGCAAAAGUUGUCGAAGGACAUCGUCGAUUCUUGGGGUUCAAAAAGACCAUUCUUCUAGACAGAAAGUUGGUGGUUAGCUUAAUAGAUCAGUACAACAACGGAUCGUUGGGGUGGGACGAGUUCUCUUUUGCUUUGAAGGAAGCUCACUCCGACCGUAACGGGAGCUCGAAGAAACGAGUAGUCAUUCAAGAUAGACCGAAGGAAGAAGAUUAUUUCUACUCAAAUCCGAACGAGUGUUUGGAAGAGCCAUUGAGAAACUCUUGAUAUCAUCAAGGAGGUUUUUCAAACUUUGUACAUUUGUUGAAGGACAAGUGAGAAGGGAAGUGUUCCAUUGUAGUUUUGGUAUAGAGAGGGAAGGAGAGGCUUUUGGCUGAUUAUCGAGUACUUGAAUUAUGAAUAAAUAUGACUAUGAGAUGUAUUAACAACACUAAGCCUCUCCUCUAGAUCUAACUUUAGAUUAGCAAAAAUUGUAAGAGGGUAAUAAAUUGGAUCAUCCAUAAUUUUUGAGACUCA